Lodderomyces oxycetoniae is the source of this 2526-nucleotide messenger RNA. It is a transcript of the gene SPO75, whose product is annotated as Spo75p. Bases 1 to 2526 code for a protein of 841 amino acids. The transcript has a single exon. The record is from RefSeq and is a predicted model, not a curated record. Gene Ontology annotation, molecular function: calcium-activated cation channel activity. Gene Ontology annotation, cellular component: plasma membrane. NCBI's taxonomy places the organism in Eukaryota, Fungi, Ascomycota, Pichiomycetes, Serinales, Debaryomycetaceae.
AUGGAUUUUUUCAAUUCUGACAAAUUUACAAAUUUCUUAAAUACUACACAAACAGGUUCAGCACAUUCGUCUCAUGGUAUUGACUUUCCCAUCUUUAUGCAAACAUUGUUCACCUCAAUAUGUUUUUGCACAAUUCAAUUAACUUUAUUUUGUUUAUUAAGAUCGAUAUUCAACUACCUUUACCAACCACGAUGUUUUUGUGUACCAAUCAAUGAAAGGAUGGAAAUUUUGCCUCGUGGGUUUAUCAAGUGGAUCAUCCCAACUUUGCAAAGUAGUAUCAAUACAUACCUCUCUUUGGGAUUGGAUGCCUAUUUCUUUGUUCGGUUUAUAUCAGUAUUGUCAUUGUUUUUUUUGUUGAUUGGAUCCUUGAAUAUGAUUAUAUUGAUCCCUAUCAAUUUCACAGGCAAUUCCAUAGAGUUUACAGCAGCAGGAUUGGACAAGUUAAGUCUUUCCAAUAUUGCAAAUUCAAAUGUGUCUAGACUAAAUGCACAUUUCAUCAUGGGAUUAUUAACAAUCGGCGUAUUCCACUGGUUAAUAAUUUACGAAUUUCAAAGUUUUGUAAUAAUUAAACAAUCCUAUCUUUUAUCAGAGUCACAUAAAAACUCAAUCAUGGCUAGAACAUUAUUGAUUUUCAAUGUUCCCCAUUAUUUACAAGAUGAGCAGGUCUUGAGAGAUUUGUUCCAGUUUGUACCGGGUGGUGUGACUCAUAUAUGGCAUGUUUGUGAUUUUGAAAAAAUCGAUCAUCAAGUUGAAAAAGCAAAGGAUGCAUUGAACCUUUUGGAAAAGUCUCAAAUCUUAGCAUUGAAAGGGUACUAUUGUUCAAUCCUGUUAUUAUGGCAAAAGAAAGAACAACAAAAUGAUGCCCUCUACCGAGUGAAAAAAGACAUCAAGUUUUUCCCUCCAAUAUAUUGCCGUAUGAUCAAGUUCCCGCAAAUUGAUCGCAGUCUCAGGCUAAAACUUCCAGGAUGGCUAAGGCUCUUUGCUUUGCAAAAACGAGUAUCAAUGUUGAACUGGGCAUUGGAAACCUUGCAAGAAUGCCACCUAAAAAUUGAUGAGGAAAAGCUUAAAUUGGCCAAUGGCCAAUUAAGCAAACACAACAAGAUAUUUAUUGAGUUUCAAGAUCACAAGGGUGCGUGUAUUGCAAACCAAUGCCUUCUCUCUCAAAGUCAAGGUUGUUUCGACAAGACCUUAAUUGAAGUGCACCCACAGGAUAUAAUAUGGAGAAACAUAUCAAGAACAGAUGGAAUAGGUUGCAAAUUUGAAAAGUACAUUGUCACCAUUCUAUUCAUCAGCAUAAUAGUACUAUAUGUUAUACCCGUAUCGUUGAUCCACUCGCUUUCGCAAAUACCACUACUUAUUCAUUUGAUGCCGUUUCUAAAAUGGAUAUAUCAAUUCCCCGAGGAAGCCAGGCAAACUAUAUCAGGUUUCCUUCCUUCCAUCCUACUUACCAUUUUAACCGAAUUUGUCAUGAUAACAUUUCGGUUCUUGACUUAUUUCAAGGGAAAAGCCACUGGAAGCGAAGUGGAACUUGAUUUGCAGAAAUGGUUUUUUGCAUUUCUUUUUGUUCAGCAGUUUCUUGUGGUGACUAUAUCAUCUAGUGUUACCGUUAUUUGUAAACAGAUUAUUGACCAGCCAACAUCAAUUCCUGUAUUGUUAGCUACAAAUUUGCCAAAGUCUGCAACUUUCUUCUUCCAGUACAUUUGUCUUCGGGCAUUUGCAUUCUGUGGUAACAAUUUCCUUAGAAUAACCCAAUUAGCAUUAACAAACUCAUACUACAAGAUAGUGGACAUCACACCGAGACAAAAAUUUAACCGAAUAACUGCAUUACCUCAGAUUCAAUGGGGCACUACAUUUGCCGUAUACUCAAUAUACGCAUGUAUCGGUAUUUCCUACUCAAUCGUUUCUCCACUUAUAUCCAUAUUUAUCAUUUUUUUUUUAAACCUAUCCAUCUUGUAUUACAAAUAUGCGUUGAAGUAUGUUUACAGUCAUAUCAAUACUUCAGAAACAAUGGGGAGACUAUACCCUAUUGCAUUGCUUCAUUUGUUCACAGGGAUAUACUGUCUUGAAUGUUGUCUUAUUGGAGUUUUUUUCCUCCUGAAAGAUUCAUCGGGUAAAUAUGUUAUGAGAAUUCAAGGCUGGAUAAUGACUGGGGUUUUGUUUUUCACAAUUUUUGCAAACACAUUGAUUUAUAACAGGUAUUUACCAUAUUUCUCAGAUUUGCCCAUUUUAUCAGAUAAAUUAUAUAAAGACGAAAAGAAAUGUGAAUCUUCAUCAACUCCAGUUAAUAGUACCAUCAAUAGUAGUACAAACCACGAAUUUCUUUAUCUUCAUCCAGCUUUCAAAUAUGAAAAGCCCAAAAUCUGGCUUCCCAAAGAUCCUAAAGGGUUCUCCAAUUUGCAAAUUGAAGAGAUACAAUCAAGAUCAGCUGCAAUAAAGGGUGCAACUAGUGGUGCAGAAGUUCAAGUUGGAAAAUUUUUAAAGACUUUAAAAAUGCACAUUUCGGAGGCGCCACCAGAUUACAAAUGA